GUGGCGACGCUGUCCAAAGUGCGGCUGCGCAAGGGUGACGGCGCGCGGGCAAGGGGGAGGGGGUGUUUUGGUUCUAAUCGCUCGCCGUCCUUCCAGGCUUGCCGUCGGAAAGCUUCUAGUUCUCGUUUCCCUUUCCCUCUCCUGGCCCCAGUCCUUCCUCUCUCUUUCCCUUCUUUCCGCCUUUUUUCUGCUGCCGCUCCGGGUCCGGGCCAUUUUCCGGGCCGGGCGCACUAAGGUGCGCGGCCCCGGGGCCCAGUAUAUGACCCGCCGUCCUGCUAUCCCUCUCUUCCCCCGCCCCAUGUGGCUGCGGGGCCGCGGCGGCGCUGCCCACUAUGGCCCGGAAAGCAGUUAGCAGGAAGCGGAAAGCGCCCGCCUCGCCGGGAGCUGGGAGCGACGCUCAGGGCCCGCAGUUUGGCUGGGAUCACACGCUUCACAAAAGGAAAAGACUUCCUCCUGUGAAGAGAUCCUUAGUAUACUACUUGAAGAACCGGGAAGUCAGGCUACAGAAUGAAACCAGCUACUCUCGAGUGUUGCAUGGUUAUGCAGCACAGCAACUUCCCAGUCUCCUGAAGGAGAGAGAGUUUCACCUUGGGACCCUUAAUAAAGUGUUUGCAUCUCAGUGGUUGAAUCAUAGGCAAGUGGUGUGUGGCACAAAAUGCAACACGCUAUUUGUAGUAGAUGUCCAGACAAGCCAGAUCACCAAGAUCCCAAUUCUGAAAGACCGGGAACCUGGAGGUGUGACCCAGCAGGGCUGUGGUAUCCAUGCUAUCGAGCUGAAUCCUUCUAGAACACUGCUAGCCACUGGAGGAGACAACCCCAACAGUCUUGCCAUCUAUCGACUACCUACACUGGAUCCUGUGUGUGUAGGAGAUGAUGGACACAAGGACUGGAUCUUUUCCAUCGCAUGGAUCAGCGACACUAUGGCAGUGUCGGGCUCACGCGAUGGUUCUAUGGGACUCUGGGAGGUGACAGAUGAUGUUUUGACCAAAAGUGAUGCAAGACACAAUGUGUCGCGGGUCCCUGUGUAUGCACACAUCACUCACAAGGCCUUAAAGGACAUCCCCAAAGAAGACACAAACCCUGACAACUGCAAGGUUCGGGCUCUGGCCUUCAACAGCAAGAACAAGGAAUUGGGAGCAGUGUCUCUGGAUGGCUACUUUCAUCUCUGGAAGGCUGAAAAUACACUAUCUAAGGUGUGA
Messenger RNA from Chlorocebus sabaeus (green monkey), 1199 nucleotides. NCBI's taxonomy places the organism in Eukaryota, Metazoa, Chordata, Mammalia, Primates, Cercopithecidae. The record is from RefSeq and is a predicted model, not a curated record.